Messenger RNA from Hibiscus syriacus, 2193 nucleotides. RefSeq names its product transmembrane and coiled-coil domain-containing protein 4-like. NCBI's taxonomy places the organism in Eukaryota, Viridiplantae, Streptophyta, Magnoliopsida, Malvales, Malvaceae. The transcript is spliced from 15 exons. The coding region runs from base 135 to 2138 and encodes 667 amino acids. The record is from RefSeq and is a predicted model, not a curated record.
AGACAGAAAAUUUUCAAAGCCUCAAAAAUGGAAAAUGAAAAUUUGGAAGUUUUCUUAUUGCAAACAAGAGAUUGACCGCGGAAGAUCGUGAAAUUGCUUUAUAAGUUCAAACCAGUUGAAACGAAUUGCGAGGCAUGGCGGGAGAAAGGAAGUCGUUUUUGACGGCGACGCAGAGGUACGCGGCGGGAGCGUUGUUUGCCAUCGCUGUUAACCAGGCUCAGAUCCAUCAGACUCGUCUUCUUGGACUUCACCCUAAGGAUGACGACCCUUCCUAUGGGGACCGAACAAGUAGCAGUAGUAGCAGCGACUCAGUCUCUGAAGAUCCCGACCUUUGGGUCAACGAAAACUCGGGUUUGCUCCGACCCAUUUUCAGAUCUCUAGAUAUUGAUUCAUCAGCAUGGCUUGGACUAGAAGAAACUGCUGGGUGUUCUCCGGCCAAACAUCAUCUGAGAGCUUUCUUGAGGUUACUAGCUGAAGACGGUGAGGAGGGUUCUUCUGAAAGAUUGGAGCAGCAGAUUGCUCUGUCAAAAGCUGUUGAUAGUAUGGUAUUGAGCAUGGAAACAAAUUCUGUAUCCUCCCAGGUUAAAAAGGAGAAGUCUCGUGAAUAUGAACAGGAAUAUCGUGAGAAAUAUUCUACUCCUGAGGUUCCAUCAAAUUCUGUAGUGGCAAACCAACCUAUAGAGCCUCUGCAGGAGAGUGAUACUAAUGUGAUUCAUGGGAAUGAUGAUCAUAAUCUGAUGGGUGAUAGUUUGAAUGAGAAACCUGCUGAAGAGGUUGAGAUGCUUACUUUUCAUAGGAAAGUUAUGGUUCUUUACGAGCUUCUUUCAGCUUCCCUUGCAGCUGCAGAGACUCGUGAAGAUAGCAAAAAAUAUACCCGGCGAAGAAAGGGCUAUGAUGCUCGACAUCGUGUGGCUCUCCGGUUGCUGACAACUUGGUUUGACAUUGAGUGGAUAAAAAUGGAAGGAAUUGAGAUGAUGGUUGCUUAUUCUGCAAUGGCUAUAGCGAAAGAGAAAGAAGCAGAAGAAGAAGAAUCCCAGUCACAAAGAGGCAAAUGGGCGGAAUGGAAGCGCCGUGGCAUCAUUGGUGCUGCUGCUUUAACUGGAGGAGCAUUGAUGGCCAUUACUGGAGGGUUAGCUGCCCCAGCAAUUGCUGCUGGAUUUGGUGCCCUGGCUCCAACAUUAGGCACAUUAGUCCCUGUCAUUGGGGCAAGUGGGUUUGCUGCUGCUGCAAGUGCUGCUGGAACUGUUGCAGGUUCUGUUGCUGUUGCUGCAUCAUUUGGAGCUGCCGGAGCUGGACUUACAGGUUCUAAAAUGGCUAGGAGAACUGGUAACGUUGAUGAAUUUGAAUUUAUAGCUAUUGGAGACUAUCAUAACCAGGGCCGACUAGCAGUUGAGAUUUUGAUCUCCGGAUUUGUUUUUAAUAAGGAUGAUUAUACUAGGCCCUGGGAAGGAAAAAUUGACAACAUGGAAAGGUUUGCACUACUGUGGGAGUCCAAUAAUCUGAUUGCAGUGAGCACAGUAAUUCAGGAUUACCUAACUUCAAGUAUUGGUUAUGAGUUAAUGAGACAGGGUGCAAUGAUGACAGUUUUAAGCUCACUUGUAGCAGCAUUGGCAUUGCCAGCAGUAUUACUUUCAGCUACCAGCUUUAUAGACAGCAAAAUGUCAAUUGCUGUGGACAGGUCGGAUAAAGCAGGAAAGUUGCUAGCUGAAGUUUUAUUGAAAGGUUACCAAGGUAACAGACCUGUGACACUCAUUGGCUACUCACUUGGAGCACGUGUGAUUUUCAAGUGUCUUCAGACUUUGUCUGAGACUGAACAAAGCGCUGAACUUGUAGAAAGGGUUGUUCUUCUUGGAGCUCCCAUUGCAAUUAAAGGCGAGAAUUGGGAAGCAGCGAGAAAGAUGGUGGCUGGCAGGUUUAUAAAUGCUUACUCUUCGAAUGAUUGGAUGCUUGGAAUUGCUUUCCGUGCAAGUUUACUUACACAAGGAUUAGCUGGAAUACAAACGGUUGAUGUGCAGGGGAUUGAGAAUAUUAACGUAACAGAUGUGAUUGAGGGCCACUCUUCCUAUCUAUGGGCUACGUGGAAGAUUUUGGACCGGCUUGAACUUGAAACUUACUAUCCCAUUUUCAGGAGCAAUUAACAGGAACCACAAUACUACUCAACUUUCGUUUCUUCAAUUCCAUCUGAUUACAUUU